AUGUCCAAUAACGCCUCUCAGGCUCUGCGAGACAGCGAUGGCUUUGCCAUGCCUGCGCCUCCUCCCACCAAGCGCCACAUCAAGCCCACCGAGGCGCAACCCACCACCGCUGAAAUUUAUGCCCAGAAGCACGGGAUCCCGCUGGAGGUGCAGUUGGCUUUGCAGAACGUGGGCAGUCGAGCGCGAAUGAGCGUCUCAAGGGGUCAGCGCACUUUCGACCGCCACCAGUCUUCCCCCGCCCUUGGCUCUGCCUCUGCCACCCCCAAUUACUCUCCCUUCACUUCCUCCCUUGACGCCAUCACCCACGCCCGCGGUGUCAUGAACAAGGAGCUCAUGCGCGCGCGUGAACUCCAGCCUUUUGGUUCCUUGUCUCCCACCAACUCUUCAGACAAUCUGGACAAGGACAGGGCUAGGAGAGAGUUUGAGGACAUCAAGCUCAAGUUUAGAGAUGACGGCGAGGUGGAGCUUGAGGGUGAGGUGGAGAGGAGGGUCGCGUUCGGACAAGGGUCCUCUGCGUCUGCCCAGAGGCAAGGCGAGAAGUUUACUUUGACGCGCUCGACCAAGCGUGCUUCGUCCCCUGCUGAAGAGGACGAGCACGCCGGGAGCGAGACUGAAACUUCCGACCAGGAAGAUGAAGAAGAAAACAGACCUUUCGCCCGUACCCCCUCUUUCAACACUGUCGAGUCUGUGUUCCCUCCCGUGUUCAACACUCCCGCUAUCUCCCACCCCCAACUCUUCACUGCGCCCAACCCUGUCAACCCCGUUCAGCAGCCCGCUGCUCCUUCCAGGAAGGGGAGGGCAUUCAAGGGUCUUCCGGGAGGCAAAAAGUCUGCGCUCGCCAAGGCGUACAGUGCGCCGGUGUUGGGAGGGUGGGCAAACAUGGAGGUGGAUGUGCCCGAGGGGUCCGAGAAGAAGGAGGAGCAGGAAGAUGGUUUCGAGUUGGAUUGGAGCAAGGACAUGGACUUUUAA
Molecule: messenger RNA, 969 nt
Organism: Cryptococcus wingfieldii CBS 7118
Lineage: Eukaryota; Fungi; Basidiomycota; Tremellomycetes; Tremellales; Cryptococcaceae
Exons: 2
Coding region: 1-969 (322 amino acids)
Source: RefSeq, a predicted model, not a curated record